CCAACAAAGACAGCACUUCACGACGCGAACAUCAUCCACGAUCAAAGGCUGCUCCAUCUGUUAGCACCGCCACACGAACACUUGUCUCCUUCGUCGUUAUUCCACAAUCUAGUUCCUUUCUGCCACUCUCGGCGCACUGUACGCCGACACGGUCGCCAUGACCGCGGAACCGUCCUUCACGCAAGUUGCGGCGAGGCGAACGCUCGCCAAAGACCCACUGCCGCCGCAGGAAACACCCAAGAAGAAGAAGGAAUAUCCUCCUUCGCUUCUGGAUUAUGUGACGCGGGCUUUUUCCGAGUUCAACAAACGCAAAGACGAGCCCGCAUUCUCCGGCAUUCUCGAUGCCGAUAUUCGCGCGGCACUCUCCAAAGUGAUCAUGGAAGUGGAUGACAGCCCGAUCAUAUAUGAGCGUGAUUGGAAGGCAUUCCCGCUACCUCACCAGAUCCUUCUUGAAGCCCGGCAGCAGGCUGCGCUCUUCAGUCGACAGCAAGAAAUGCUUACUAACCCCGAUCCCACUGCAUCGCUUCAAAAUCCUCUGUAUGCCACGAAUACCGAUCCGACCGCAUCGCUCCAAAACCCUUUGUAUGCCACAGGAGCUGGCACGCGAAAACGGAAAUCACCGGACCAAAACGGCAGCGAAUCGCACGGACGAGCCGUCACACCACCGUGGAAGAAGAAGAACACUAUGGCGAAAUUGACAUUGGCCGAUCGUGUGACUGGCGCUGUUGGCAAGAGUAAGAAUCAGGAUAAGAAGCGCAAAGAGACGACCAACACCAGCUGGUUCGAUACCAGCUCAGAUGCGCUUGAGCGACGCCGGCAACGUUUCGGUCAGAUUUCCUCCGAUGAUAUCUCCCCCAUUUCCUCUCCCCGUAUAGAUGUUUCUUCACACGACGCGCACGCUGGACCCAUCAUUGGAACAUGUCAGACACUCGAAAAGAACUACUUUCGGUUGACGGCGCCUCCUAUUCCAAGCUCAGUUCGACCAGUACCUGUUCUAGAGAAGACAUUGGCACUCAUCAUAGACAAAUGGCGCACCGACAAGGACUACACAUAUGUCUGCGAUCAACUGAAGUCACUACGACAAGACCUCACGGUCCAGCGCAUCAAGACGGCAUUCACCAUCAAGGUGUACGAAGUACACGCGCGCAUUGCCCUGCAGAUGAAGGACUUGGGUGAGUACAACCAGUGUCAGACGCAGUUGCGUGCACUGUACAAGAUGAGGUUGGGCGAGAAUGGCGGCAGUGGCGGAGAAGAAGAUGAGUUUUUGGCUUACCGCAUCCUGUAUCUGAUUUACACGCGAAACCGGGUCGACAUGAACAACAUGUUGGCCGAACUAACUCCAGCAGACAAGAAUGGGCCUUUCGUGCAGCUUGCUCUCCAGGUGCGCAAGGCCCUCGCGUCCGGCAACUACCAUAAAUUCUUCCAGCUAUACAACGAUUCCCACGACACUGGUAUGGUACCAUACCUGAUGGAUAUGUUCGUUGCUCGAGAGCGGCUUGCUGCGCUGGCUGCCAUGGGGAAGGCAUACAAGCCCGACGUGAACAGUGAAUUCGUGGCCAGAGAGCUUGCAUUUCACAUCGACAGCCCUGCUGACUCGGUGUUUGACAACGCAACUCUUCAGGCUUGUCUCGCGUUCAUCUGCCAAAACAACGGCGAGAAUCUCUUACAAGAAAAGGACGGAUCUACGCGCUUCCUCACUGGCAAGGCCGGCAACAUUCUCGAGAACGCCAAGCGAGCUGCCUUCGGCAUGACCGACAUCAAAGGUCAAAUAUGA
Zymoseptoria tritici IPO323 is the source of this 1774-nucleotide messenger RNA. RefSeq lists its product as uncharacterized. The transcript has 2 exons. The coding region runs from base 158 to 1774 and encodes 538 amino acids. The record is from RefSeq and is a predicted model, not a curated record. NCBI's taxonomy places the organism in Eukaryota, Fungi, Ascomycota, Dothideomycetes, Mycosphaerellales, Mycosphaerellaceae. Gene Ontology annotation, cellular component: nucleus.